UCGUUACUAAUGCCACAACAAAUUGGAGUAAUGGCCGAAGGCACAGUUCGUACAAAGAAACCAGCAACAGUGGAUGAGAUGAAUUUGAAAUCUGUACGGCGAUUGGAUCCAUGUGCAGUGACAAUCAUUGAUAAGACAGCGCAUGCAGCACUGUACGAAUUCGACAGGGAAAAAUUUGAGUGGGUGAAGACAGCCAUCGAAGGGCCGUUAUUCCUGUAUGAACGAGCAGACGCGCCGCUGCAUUCCCUGAUGAUCGCAAAUCGCCAGUCGCUGAAGGACCUCAUCGAACCAAUACUACCACCAGUCCUUUUUUUCCUCGAAACGCCCUAUGUGUUCAUGAACAAACUCGCAGAACGGCAGAUCAUAGGUUUCUGGUUUUUUGACGAGGAAGAUUGCAAGCGUUUUUACGAGGUGCUUCUCAGACUUGCACCUCAAACAACCACCCAUCCUUCCAUGGCUGCCACCAAUCCAGAAGCACUUGUGAACGGCUAUCGCGUCAACACCAACCAGUCAGCCGGUAAACCUCAGUUUAGCAUUGGCACGGGCCCAGCAACUAACAAAAAUGAUCAGAAGAGCAGUAUCUUUGAUGCCGAUUCAGCAGACCGCAAACAUUCUCAACCGAGCGUCGCCGCAAGCCCAACAGCUAGCAGAAGUAGUCACUCUUCCACCACCGGUAAUGACCCCCCAGUAGCAGCGGCAGCAGCCGAAAAAGCUCGUCAGUAUGGCAACAGCUCAACUUCGCCAUCCAACAAAAAUGCCGAACCCAGCAACGACAUCUGUUCAGCAGCUAAUAAAGGAGAUUUGCACAGCAGUGGAAAUGGGAUGCCCGCCUUGCUACGACAGAUUUUACACAAGCAUUCGGUGUCCACACUGCCAGCUCUGCCCACUCAAGGAGUACUGAGCGCGGACCAGAUUGAAGAGCAAUAUUUGACUGGAGACGACGAAAAGAAAAAUGCGGCGGCAGCGCCAUCGGGGAAAGCUGGAUCCGGAAAUGAAAAACAGAAAAUAUCUCGAAUUCUACCAUUCUUGUGCAACAGUGUAUUAUUUGAUUCUUAUCCGUUCUUGUUCUUAGUCGAGUUUUUGGGAAUUAUACCAAAUUUAGUGCCACCUGCGAGUCUUCAUCAGUAUCGAAAGCGGAUGAAAGUGGCGGCUCUCUACCGAUGA
Messenger RNA from Gongylonema pulchrum, 1164 nucleotides. The record is from the annotation of a GenBank genome assembly. Lineage: Eukaryota; Metazoa; Nematoda; Chromadorea; Rhabditida; Gongylonematidae.